Guillardia theta CCMP2712 is the source of this 760-nucleotide messenger RNA. RefSeq lists its product as hypothetical. The record is from RefSeq and is a predicted model, not a curated record. The transcript has 3 exons. NCBI's taxonomy places the organism in Eukaryota, Cryptophyceae, Pyrenomonadales, Geminigeraceae. The annotation marks the transcript as partial.
CGUCAACAAGUCAGCGAUGGGAAUGCCCGGAGACGUACUAACAGUUUCGGAUUUCUUUCUCGGACUACAGAAUUGGACCAUACAGGGAGCUGGCUGGUCGCAACAAGGAUUGUUUCUAGAAGGCGAAUCUCUUGCAGCUAUGGAUUCCAGUCAGGUCACCAACGGCAUCUGGUAUUUUGCAUCUCCAAGCACUUUUCUCCCUGGUGAUAUGACCUUAGCCUACAAUGGGUGGUUGACAUACAACCUCGGGCAUUACGAGUAUGAAUCCAUGGGUUUACCUCCGAUGCCUGCAUAUGAUGUGCAAUUAGUGUCUAGCAAGAAGAAGUUCACUAUGGGCAUCAAGGGUGUAUUCAGUGAGGAUCCAACUUACCUCAGCCACCUGUACAAUGUUCGCCUUGAUGAAACGUUCACUUCCAGGAAUGGUUCUCAAUGGGAAAUGGUCAAUGUAAAGCUCCCGCGAGAUGGUAAAUUGGUGUCCAGAAAUCCAACGAAGCACGAAUUCAUUAAGUGCUUACAAACUAUGACUGGAAUUUGGAUCAGAGGUUCAUAUUUUCCUGGAAACGAGGCAACUUGGCUGAGGAACGUUUCUAUCAUUGAAGGAUCUCUCAACAAAGGAGGUGAAACAAGUCAAGUUCAAACACUCAUAAAUGGCACUUUGGUGAACUCCAGCUCGACAAGCCCUCCUGCUGCUUCGCAAACAUGUUGCACUUCCAAAACUUGCGUUAGUAACGACUACUAUGAAAUUGUGUUUGAUCGGCCA